Molecule: messenger RNA, 1604 nt
Organism: Daphnia carinata
Lineage: Eukaryota; Metazoa; Arthropoda; Branchiopoda; Diplostraca; Daphniidae
Gene: Cln3
Product: battenin-like
Exons: 10
Coding region: 150-1433 (427 amino acids)
Biological process (GO): lysosome organization; regulation of intracellular pH
Cellular component (GO): membrane; lysosome
Source: RefSeq, a predicted model, not a curated record
ACAAAUGGCAACGCUGCUUUGUUUAGGUUCGGAUUCUUUCAAAGAAACUAUUUCUACCGCCCACCUCGUAAUAUAAUAUAUGUUCACGUUAACAGCAAAUUAAAUUUUUAAGUUCUAUCCAAUCGCAUUUUUACUAACACUGAAACUAAAUGAGUUAUUCACAUGCCGACGAAAUCGACCACACAGUGCCGUACGAAGAUGAAACAGAAGUAACGACUCAAAAAGAAAAACCCCGUAAUCUGAUUGCCUACUGGCUUUUGGGCCUUUGCAACAAUUAUGCAUAUGUCAUUAUGCUGAGUGCUGCCCAUGAUAUUCUCAGUGAAGAUUUUCAAGGAAAUAGCACAAAUCCUACACCAAGUCCAAUAGUUAAUAAUAAUUCAAGGGACUGCAACCCAGUUUCAACUGGUGCCAUUUUACUUGCAGAUGUCCUACCAAGUCUAGCUAUGAAGCUUACGAUGCCUUUUCUCCUAACUCAUGUCAGGUUGAGAGUUCUAAUUGUGAUAGCAUUGAGCAGUGCAAGUUUUCUGUUGGUUUCAUUCAGCACUGCUCAGUGGCAAGCAUUUUUGGGUGUUGUGUUUGCCGCAAUUAGUGGUGGACUUGGGGAGGUUACCUUUCUCCAAUAUUCAUCAAAAUAUGACAAGAACGUAGUCUCCACCUGGUCAUCCGGUACUGGCGGGUCAGGACUUUUUGGGGCAUUAUCAUUUGCUGCUUUAACUACCGCCGGCCUUAGUGCACGAAAGACAGUUCUAUUGAUGUUAGUAGUACCGGCAUUAAUGGCAAUCACGUUUUUCUUCAUACUUGACCAUGCAAAACGGCGCAUAAAAUCACGUGACAAUAGUGAUUCCGAACCUUUGAUAGAAGAGAGUCAAUCUGGUGUUAAGGAGCACACUCCGCCAAUCAGUAUGCGAUCCAAAUGUCGAAUGCUUCCGCGAAUGGCUCGCUUUAUUAUUCCUUUGGGAUUGGUUUAUCUGUUUGAAUAUUUUAUCAACCAAGGAGUGUUUGAGUUGAUAUAUUUCAAAGGCAUAUGGCUGGAUCACCAUAGCCAAUAUAGAUGGCUACAAGUGGAUUAUCAGCUUGGAGUUUUUCUGUCCCGUUCCUCCGUCAAUUUGUUUCGGGUAAACGCCAUUUGGCUUUUAGCUGUUUUACAGUUUGUAAAUGUGAUUCUCCUGACCACCGAAGCAAUUUUCUUGUACAUUCCUUCCAUAUGGGUCGUCUUUACAAUUGUUUUUUGGGAAGGACUCUUGGCCGGCGCCGCCUAUGUAAAUACAUUUUAUCGGGUAGCCCAUGAGACCAUUCCUCAAGAAAAGGCAUUUGCGAUGGGAAUCACCUCGCUCGCUGGCAGCGUCGGAGUCUCAACCGCUGGAGCCUUGGCUGUUCCCUUCCAUCAAUAUCUGUGCUCGCUUCCGCUAAUCAAUCGCAUUAGUAAAUGGUGAACAAAGCUUUGCUUUUUAUGAUGUAUUGUUCAGCUCUUUUGAUGCACGUGAUAAAAGGCAAAUUAAUUUGAAUUUCAUUUAUUUUCAAAAUGCAGAGCUUUUGUCGUACCGCAAUAAAGUCUUUCACCCAGUAAUCAAAAUGCGUGGCAAAAAUAUACCAGUUCAACGGGA